AUGAGUAUGUAUCCCUGGUUGAUUUGGUUUAUUUGGAAAGCCCGAAACGACAAAGUUUUUUCCAAUGAUGAUUCAAAUCCUAAUGAUAUUAUUAACCACGCGGCCAGUGAGGCGGUAGCAUGGCGGACGGCACAGGAAAAACAAGAGCGACCACCACUCUCAUUGGGAAAUUCGGUUGAGUUGUCUUUCAAGGGUGAGAUUUGUCAGAUUGAUGGAUCAUGGAAAGACACAGAUCCUCGAGCGGGGCUAGGUUGGUAUAAUUUCAAUACGGAAACGGGUGAAAAAUUCAUGGGUACGUGUAAUUUAAGGCGAGGUAUAUCACCACUCCAAACAGAAUUGGAAGCUCUGGUAUGGGCUAUGCAGUGCAUGCUACGCCAGAAUAAGUUAACAAUAGUGUUCAAAACAGACUGUUCCGAAGUGGUAAAGAUGGUGUCUAAACCCGAGGAGUGGCCAGCUUUCGUAACAAUACUAGAGGAGUUUUGCAGAUGUAAAACGGAGUUCAUCUCCUUUUCCAUAGUGCAUAUUUCAAGGAAACAAAACACGAAGGCGGACAAGUUAGCACGGAGUGCUAGAGCUCUACCUACCGAUGUGUAUUAUGUAAACUCUGUUUCUCCAACUUGGAUUCCCGAGUUGGUUUAG
Microthlaspi erraticum is the source of this 639-nucleotide messenger RNA. The record is from the annotation of a GenBank genome assembly. Lineage: Eukaryota; Viridiplantae; Streptophyta; Magnoliopsida; Brassicales; Brassicaceae.